AUGGGGCAAGCCACCUCCACCCACGGCCACAUCCUAGGCGAGGCCGACGACGCCACCGCCGCUCAACAGGAUCAAGACUUCUCCUCCGGCAUCCCCGACGGAUGCCUCGCCUUGAUCUUCCAACGCCUCUCCCCCGCCGACAGAACCAACUGCCUCCUCGUCUGUCGCCGCUGGCUCGUGGUGGAGGGCCAGAACCGCCGCCGCCUCUCCCUCAACGCCUCCUCCCGCGUCACCGCCCUCCUCCCCUCCCUCUUCACCCGCUUCGACUCCCUCACCUCCCUCUCCCUCCUCUGCUCCCGCACCUCCACCAGCAUCAACGACCACGCCCUCAUCCUCAUCUCCCAGCGCUGCCUCAACCUCUCCCACCUCACCCUCCGCCGCUGCCGCGAAGUCUCCCCCGUCGGCAUCCUCGCCCUCGCCCAAAACUGCAAAUCCUUAACCAAAUUCUCAUGCACCUCGUGCACCUUCGGAGAUAAGGGCAUGUCCGCUCUCCUCAACAACUCCACCUCUCUUGAACAACUCUCCGUCAAGCGAUUGCGCGGAAUCAAAGACGGACAGGGCUUUGAACUCAGCCCCGGCGUCACAAGCUCCCGCCUUAGAUCACUCAAGCUUAAGAAGCUUUACAACGGACAAUGCUUCUCCCGCUUAAUCACCGAAUCAAACAACCUCACAAAUCUAAAGAUUUCAAGCUGUUUAGGGAAUUGGGACGGAAUAAUCCGCGCUGCCAUGACUAAAAACAACGCAUUCAAACAGAUUCACCUGGAGAAGAUCCAGGUGAGCGACGUCGCGCUAUUCGCAAUCUCCAAAUGCUUAAGACUAGAGGAGUUCAAAUUAGCAAAAGCUCCUGAUUUCUCCAACGAAGGAAUCUCCGCUGUUGUAACAAAAUGCAAGCUCUUGCAAAAGCUCCACAUUGAUGGUUGCCGGAGCAACCGCAUCGGCGAUCCAUCAGUGAUGGCGAUAGCGGAGAGCAGUGCCAACCUAGUUAAGCUUGUUCUAGUUGGGGUGAGUGUUACCUCGGUGAGCUUAACUGCCAUCGCCUCGAGCUGUGAAAAGCUCGAGACGCUGGCGUUGUCUGGGAGCAGGACGGUCGGGGACAAUGAGAUAUCGUGUGUAGCAUCGAGGUGCAUGGCUUUAAGGAAGCUGUGUGUAAAGAGGUGCCGGGUGACGGAUGCGGGGAUCGAGGCGGUGGCCAACGGGUGCCCGAAUUUGGUGAGGAUUAAGGUGGAGAAGUGUAGAGGGGUGUCUAGGGGAAUGGUGGAGAAGCUUAGGGAGAGGAGGGGAUCGUUGGUUGUGGAUUUGUGUGUGGAUGAGGCUGAGGCUAAGAUGGUUCGUGCCAAGAUUUUCGCGAUCGUUUUCGUCUUCACAUUUUAUGCGAUUCUGUUGUUGAGAAAUUAUCUCUUGUGAAGGGGUUAUGUAUUCUUCAUCUUGGGGGUGGAAUGACUUGCUAAAUAUUGAUUUGUAACUUUGGAUAUUCUCCAACUACGUUACUAUAUUGUGGUUGAUAUCUAGAAGGAAAUGAGUUUUGUGAACAAAACCUUACCGUUACUCUUGUUUUAUCGCCAUUUUAAAGUUAAGGGAUGGAUAGAUCGUGAAUGGUAUGUUUUUUGUCUUUGUUCAGUAGUUACCUAAUGUAAUUGGAUAGACUGUAAGAAUGAUAGACUUAGCAUAAUUUCUUAUAGUGUAUUUGAUACUAUUGUUUAUCCAGUAUG
This is a messenger RNA of Salvia hispanica, 1709 nucleotides long. The record is from RefSeq and is a predicted model, not a curated record. NCBI's taxonomy places the organism in Eukaryota, Viridiplantae, Streptophyta, Magnoliopsida, Lamiales, Lamiaceae.